Messenger RNA from Rhipicephalus sanguineus (brown dog tick), 7779 nucleotides. It is a transcript of the gene Lar, whose product is annotated as tyrosine-protein phosphatase Lar. NCBI's taxonomy places the organism in Eukaryota, Metazoa, Arthropoda, Arachnida, Ixodida, Ixodidae. The transcript has 37 exons. The record is from RefSeq and is a predicted model, not a curated record. Gene Ontology annotation, biological process: protein dephosphorylation. Bases 345 to 6473 code for a protein of 2042 amino acids. Gene Ontology annotation, molecular function: protein tyrosine phosphatase activity; protein binding.
GAGUGGUCGUCGAAGCAGCUGGGAAACCGCAGUUAGAAGUCAAAAGGUCGUGCCUGCCCUCUAGUGGUUGUGGAUGUUGACACACGUGUUUGUGCCGGUGUUCGCGAUGUCCUUUUUCAAGUGUGUGCAUACCUUCGUUCGUCGCGACGUGCCCGCCGAGAACGUGCGCUUCCCGUCAGCCAAUCCAGAACGAAGCUGCAGAAGGCGCUUGCUGACACCGUCUCCAUCGCCGAGGGCGGAUAUUCUGCUGCACGUUUCCGACGCUGCGGCGAGCCGGCAUCGUGGCGACAUUUGACAAGAUGUGUUCUUGAUUCGCGGUGUGUUUUGUUUUGUGGCCGAUCACGAUGUGUGUUCUUCUCUGGAUGUGCGUCGUCAUCGCGACGUCUCCCGUGAUGAAGGUCUCCUGUCAGCUCAGCGAAAACGAAGGACCUUACCGACAAAGAGGCUACGUCGACUUCCUAAGACAUCCACCAAGCAUUGUCGUCUUUCCUCGGGACCAGACGGUGGUGACCGGUCGGGUGGCAGUGUUCGUCUGCACGGCUGUCGGCAACCCGCGCCCGCAGAUCGAAUGGCGCAAGAAUGGCAAGCGUGUCUCCACCAACCGCUACACGGUAACCGAGAUGACGGGGGGCUCGGUGCUUCGCAUCGACCCCGUCCGCGCCGGCAAGGACAACGCCACCUACGAGUGCCUCGCUGAAAAUGGUGUUGGUGAGCCCGUCAGGGCUCAGUUCACGCUCACUGUACUAGAAGAGAACCAGAUUCCACCGGGCUUCCCGCACUUCAAGCUGCUGCCCAACCUUCAAGGCGUGGAGCGCAACCGCAGCGCGCUGCUUCCCUGCAAAGCCGAGGGAGACCCCGAACCCAGGCUCUCCUGGCUCCGGAAUGACAUCCCCGUCGACAUGUCCAAUCCACGAUACUCCCUCGCAGCUGCAGGUUCACUACAGAUCUUCGACGCACAGGAGGAAGAUCAGGGCAACUACGAAUGCAUCGCAGAGAACAGUGUGGGCACUGCAAUCUCGCCCAUGGCAACCCUCUUCGUUCGCGUGCGACGUGUGCCGCCAUACUUCUCGAUUCCGCCGGAGUCGACUUACGAAGUGUCUCCGGGUGCCACGCUGAACCUGACCUGUGUGGCCGUCGGAUCGCCCAUGCCAUUCGUGCGUUGGCGCAAAGGUCACGUGGACCUGACCGCCGACAGUGAAGUCCCCGUAGGCCGCAAUGUCCUGGUGCUGGAAAACGUCCGCGAGUCGGCCAAUUACACCUGCGUGGCCGGCUCCACGCUCGGCAGCAUUGAACACGUCUCGCAAGUGCUCGUCCAAGCACUACCUCGGUCGCCCACCAACCUGGCAGUGUCGGACGUGACGGCCACUUCGGUUCGGCUGUCGUGGUCCUACGAGGGCAGCGGCUCGGACAGCAUUCGCUAUUACGUGGUGCAGUACAAGCCGCGCCAGGCCAACCGCGAAUACAGUGAGACAAGCGGCAUCACCAUGCCUUACCACCACAUCAGGGACCUGAGCCCGUACACAGAGUACGAGUUCUACGUCAUCGCCGUCAACGACCUCGGCCGGGGAUCCCCCAGCGUGCCAGUCACCGUCACGACAGGGGAAACAGCGGAUCUGGCUGGAGGGAGCAAGCCAGGCAGCGCACCUCGAAACUUGCAAGCACGAACUUUGAGCUCGAGCACUGUGGUCGUGCAGUGGGACCCUCCGAAAGAACCGAAUGGCCAAGUCAUGGGGUACAACGUGUACUACACGACACAGCCCAGCAUCCCGACGCAGUCGUGGAGCGCGCAAACGGUCGACAAUAACCAGCUGACGACUAUCAGCAAUCUAACCCCGCAAACCAUCUACACCAUACGGGUGCAGGCAUUCACCAGCCGUGGGCCGGGUCCAUUCUCGUCGCCCGUGCAAGUCAAGACCCAGCAGGGCGUGCCGAGCCAGCCGCGCAACUUGAAGGCGGUGGCGGUGUCGCCGACGGCCAUCCAGCUGAACUGGACGCGUCCCCUGGACCCGGCCGAGACGGUGGUGGGCUACGAGCUCUACUGGAACGACACGUUCACUCAGCAGCAGGAACAGCGCUCCCUGCCCGACGGUCAGAGCUUCCUCCUCGAGGGGCUCUACCCGGACACAGUGUACUACGUCUGGCUGGCGGCUCGCUCGCGCACGGGCGAGGGCGCCGCCACGCCACCCCUGCCUGUGCGGACGGACCAGUACGUUCCGGGUGCACCGCCGCAGCAGGUGCGCGGCGUCGCCCUCGACUCGCGCUCGCUGCGCAUCAGCUGGGAGCCGCCGCCGCGUGAACUGCACAACGGUGCCAUCACAUACUACAAGGUGAAGUACAUCCGCGCUGACGCGGCCCCAGGGGCGGCGCCCUACGAGGCGCUCAAGGGGCCCGCCGAGCUGUCGCACACCAUCACGGGAUUGGACAAGUGGACCCCCUACCGCAUCUGGGUGCUCGCCGGCACGGCCGUCGGUGAUGGCCCCGGCUCCCCACAGGUUCUCGUGCGCACCGACGAGGACGUUCCAGGAGAGCCGCGGACGGUGAAAGUGACGGCGCUGAACAGCACGGCACUGGCCGUCUCAUGGAAGCCACCGUCCAACCGGGACCGAAACGGGCUCAUCCGCGGCUACCAGAUUCAUGUGCAGGAGAUGAACCGUCACGGGGACCUCAUCAACGAGCCCCUGCGAUACGACGUUGCCGACGAGACUGCCGAAGAGUACAACGUGACGGGGCUGCAGCCAGACACCGAGUACUCCGUCCAAGUGGCUGCCGUGACUCGCAAGGGCGACGGUUCACGCAGCCGUCCCAAAAUGGCCCGAACUCACGGCGGAGUCCCCACUCGCCCAGAGCUAACAGCCCGAAUCCACACGGAGGACCAACCCCUCCGUGUUGAACUCCACUGGUCUCGGCCGAACCACACCUACGGAGAGCUGCUUCAGUACAGGCUGCGCUAUGGUCGCAUGGAUGGGGGCGCCCUGGAAGAACGCGAGAUCGAGCCCAUGGACCAGCACAUCACCGUGGAUAACCUCGCACGAGGGGCGAGGUACGAGUUUCGCCUUUCGGGCAGGAACUUGCUCGGAUGGGGACAGGAAGCCAUCACGUUUGUCAGCACACCAGAAGGAGAGCCCACGUCACCCCCGCUGAAUGUGACCUUCCGACUGCAAAGCCCCACCACCGUGGUGUUCACGUGGGAGCCUCCCAUCCCCGUGCACCGCAACGGUCACAUCACCCACUACAGCGUCCAGUUCCGGCGACGGUCGUCAGAUUUCAGCGCCGACGACCGCAACACUUCCCACACUCGGGUUGUGUUCAGCUCACUCGAUGAGAAGACGGACUACAUCAUGCGGGUGCGUGCCUGCACGGCCAAGGGCUGUGGCCCUUGGAGUGAAAACCUGACGGCCAGCACUCCGGGCGACAUUCCGUCGGCUCCCACCAAUGUACAAGCCGUGGCGACUUCGGACCAGUCCGUCGAAGUCUGGUGGGACGAGAUGCCCUACUUCAGGGACAUCCUCGGCUAUCAGGUGCUGUAUGCCCAGACGGCCGUGGAAGACCUGGACCAGUGGGCUGUGAAGAAAGUGCCGCUCACGUGGUCGGCCGAACUGACCAGCCUCGAAAGCCACACCGUGUACGCCAUAAGAGUGGCCGCGUACACGCGGGAAUCGCUGGGAAAGCUGUCCGACCUGGUGACCGUCAAAGUCACGCCCACAGAUGUCCCAACACAGCUGAGAGCGUAUGGCGUGACGACCCACGGCAUGAUUUUGUCUUGGCGACCACCCACACGUCUCGACUACAUUAAGUUUAAUAUCUCGUACAGUGCACACAAAGAGUUCUACGACAGCCGAGGCAGCCCACAGGAGCUUCCUAUUCCACCGCAGAGUGUCCUGUUGGAAAUUGGCACGACAAACUUCACCAUAGAAAACCUGAUCCCCUUCACAAGCUACAAAGUCAACCUAACGGCCGUGCCACGUGAUGGGUCGUAUCGCCCGCCGGCCAAGAUCAUGGUCACCACCGCCAUGGCUGCUCCAAAGCCAAUGGUCAAACCAGAUGCUAUCUGGCAUAUCAGCAACGGUGACGAGAUCACCGUCAUGCUGCCCAAAGCGUCGGAAGAGUACGGUCCCAUCAAGCAGUACUACCUUGUCGUCGUCCCUUCAGAGUUUGCCACCAAGGAGCCGGACGAUUACAAGAUAGAAGAGUUGAUGUCUACACCUCUGGAUGAAGACGGUCCCUACAUAGCCGCAGCAUUUGUUCGCCAGAACAUGCCUGAACGAUUUGUUCUGGGUGAUAUGAAAGUGAACGGCGGGUUCCGGAACCGCAAGCUUCAAUCCUACCGGCGGUAUCGAAUUUUCGUACGAGCCGUUGUGGACACUCUGCAAAAGAACCUCUUCACAACAAGCCCAUUCUCGGACGAGCUGAGCCUGGAGAUGCUGCCACAAGUCCGGCUUCCCUCGGCCGACGACGUCCCCAACGUGUCGCACAUCGAACGCGCCCGCACCGACGUGGGCUGGAUCAUCGGCCCCGUGCUGCUCAUUGUCUUCAUGGCCCUCUUCCUCACGCUCUUUUUCAUCCUCAUGAAAAGGAGACGGCAGCAGGCGAAGGCGCCUGCGGGGGAGACGACCAUGAAGCUGCUGAUGAACUCGGGGGAUCUGGCGUCCUCCCACCCGGGCGGUGUCGGGGGAGCGGGGACGGACCCUGUCGAACUGCGGCGCCUCAACUACCAGACGCCCGCGAUGGUCGGCCACCCUCCCAUUCCUGUGAGCCAGCUGGCCACCCACAUCGAGACUUUGAAGGCCAACGACAACCUGCGCUUCUCGCAAGAAUACGAGUCGAUCGACCCGGGCCAGCAGUUCACCUGGGAGCACUCGAACCUGGAGUCAAACAAGCCCAAGAACCGGUACGCCAAUGUGGUCGCCUACGACCACAGCCGCGUGGUGCUACAGCCCAUCGAGGGGAUUCCCGGCUCGGACUACAUCAACGCAAACUACUGCGAUGGCUACCGCCGCCGCAACGCCUACAUCGCCACCCAGGGACCGCUGCCAGAGACCUGCGGCGACUUCUGGCGUAUGGUCUGGGAACAGCACAGUGUCACCAUAGUCAUGAUGACUAAGCUGGAGGAACGAACGAGGGUCAAGUGUGACCAGUACUGGCCAUCAAGAGGUUCUGAAAGCUAUGGCCUCAUGGAAGUGACCCUGGAGGAUGUUCAGGAGCUGGCGACGUACUGUAUUCGGACAUUCAGCCUAAAGAGAUCUGGUUACCUGGAGCGUCGCGAAGUGCGGCAGUUCCAGUUUACAGCGUGGCCCGACCACGGCGUUCCUGACCACCCGACUCCGUUCCUCAUGUUCCUGAGGCGCGUGAGGGCGAUGAACCCGCCAGAGGCCGGCCCACUCAUAGUUCAUUGCAGUGCCGGCGUGGGCCGGACGGGCUGCUUCGUGGUGAUCGACUCGAUGCUCGAGCGCAUGCGGCACGAGGGCACGGUGGACAUCUACGGCCACGUGACGUGCCUGCGGGCGCAGCGCAACUACAUGGUCCAGACGGAGGACCAGUACCUGUUUAUCCAUGAUGCGCUGCUGGAGGCCGUGCUGGCGGGCAACACAGAGGUGCCCGCCCGUGCACUGGCCGCCCACCUUCAGUCCCUGCUGCAGCUGGUGCCCGGUGAGGCCUGCACGGGCAUGGAGAUCGAGUUCAAGAAGUUGGCGAACAUGAAGACGCAGGCCAACAAGUUUGUCAGUGCAAACCUCCCCGUGAACAAAUUCAAGAACCGGCUGAUGAACAUUCUGCCUUAUGAAUCAACCCGGGUCUGUCUACAACCAAUAAGGGGUGUGGACGGGUCUGAUUACAUCAAUGCAAGUUUCAUUGACGGUUACCGGUACCGCAAUGCAUACAUAGCGACACAGGGACCCAUGGUAGAGACCACAGAGGACUUCUGGCGGAUGGUCUGGGAGCACAACUCCAAUAUUAUCGUCAUGCUUACCAAGCUGAAGGAGAUGGGCAGGGAAAAAUGCCACCAGUACUGGCCUUCGGAGCACUCCCAGCGGUACCUCUAUUACGUGGUGGACCCAAUAACAGAGUACAACAUGCCUCAGUACAUCCUUAGAGAAUUCAAAGUCACGGACGCCAAGGACGGCCAAUCGCGGACUAUCCGGCAGUUCCACUUCACCGACUGGCCCGAGCAGGGCGUCCCGAAGACCUCCGAGGGGUACCUCGAGUUCCUCGGCCAGGUGCACAAGACCAAGGAACAAUUUGGACAGGAGGGACCGAUCACGGUCCAUUGCAGUGCGGGCGUUGGCCGGACAGGCGUGUUCAUCACAUUGAGCAUCGUACUGGAGCGCCUACAAAGCGAGGGUGUCCUAGACAUAUUCCAGACGGUGCGCACGCUUCGCACCCAGCGCCCCGGCAUGGUCCAGAGUGAGGACCAGUACCAGUUCUGCUACAGGGCUGCAUUAGAAUACAUGAGCAGCUUUGACCACUAUGCAAAUUGAAAAACUCGAGAGCAGCACAAACAAGCCGAGCUCCUUGCGGACUUCAACGGCCCGCGUAACUGAAUGAUUCUUCUCUACCUUUUCUUGCGUGUUCACGGCACUUGCUGCUGUAAGGACAAAAAGUGCCCAUGCCAUACGUGUUGGGAAAGUGCCGACGCUGACGCAGUUCUGCGGGGGAAGGGGGGGCAGCACACCUCCGCGCACACACCUCUCCGAUGUCUGCGCCCUUGCGAGAUUUUAGUUUUAGCUUUUUCGUUGUUUGCCUUCCAACAGUUCUGCGUUGUUCACGCAGAUGUUGCGGAUUUCAUAUCACUUCCGUUUCAUUUCCGUAAUAGUAUUUGAACGUUGCGUAAUUGUUGGGACGCAUGAAAAGUGUGUCGGUGGGGUUAUGUUGGCACAUUCGUAUUUCGACCUGUCAUGAAGCGAAGUGGAAUCUAUUGCCGUUUAAUCUUAUUACCCGAGUGAACGUACAGUUCGGUUGCACGCCUGGGAAGAGACGUACAUCGUUCCUGAAUUCGGUAGUAUUUCAAGUCUGCCAUUUUUUUUGUUACAGUGGCCACCAGUACGAUCUCAUUUUUCUUUUUAAACCUUGUCUCGCUACGAGUCACACCUGUGCCCGUAGCAGAAAAGGAAAAAUCGCUUAGCACGUGACAUCGGAUAUUCACGACACCACUGUGUUCACUAGCGAAAGAAGCAUCGCAGGAAAGAGUGACCCAGCAACUUUGGUGGGUGCGCCGCAAUGUCGCAGGCAGAAGCGAAAAGAAAAAUACAUCCGAUAUUGUCGGAAGAGGCAGCAGUCGAUGAGGAAUAGACGACGGGUGUUUGUCGUCUUGCUUCCUAGUCACUCAGGUUAACCACUUUCUGCAUUUCACGGGAAGGGGAGCCGGCAGGGAAGGCACCGAGAGAGGGCUGCCUUCAAGCAGGACUUCUCUCCUCACCGCCUCUCUACGAAAGUUUUACGGAUUCACAGCGCUCAAGAUUGUCAGAGCAAAACGGUGGGAGGGGGGACGCGGCCUGAAUAUUCUGCAAGGGCGUUAAGUAGGAAAGCGAGAAGCCCCCCUUCUUGUCCGACAUCCCUACCUCGAAGCGGUGUAACCUUUACUUCGCAAAGUCUGCAAGCCAAUGAAUGUUUGUUGUUUUUUUUUUCACCCCUCCCCCUCCCGCCCUUGUUGCUCAGAUAUUCGUCAAGGCAAUAGCGGCGAUAAUUUUCGUUGGAAACUUCGUUUGGCGAAGGUGCAGAAAGUAAGAAUUGCACACUCCCAUUCAAGUUUGACCAUUCUCCUGAGUCUGCUUGACCCACUCCGCG